AGUUUCAGAUCAGUGAUCACAUUAUUGGUUCAUUGUUUAAGUGUUGUUUUAAAAAUACUGAAGCUUGUGCAUUCUCUGAUAUGGGCGGGAAUUGAGUUCCACUCAUCUGCUGCUCUGACUGUAAAUGCUGAUUGUCUAAAAGGAGAUUUCCUAAAUUUAGCGGAGCAGUCACCUCUUGCUAAUGCCCUGGUCUCCCAAGCAUCGUUCCUGCAGAAUGACACACAUUGUUUAAGUGGUGGCAACAAAAGAUGAUGAAUUAAUUUAUACAUGAGACACAUAUUUGCAAAACAAAGUCUGUCAAAGGUCAAUAAAUUAUAGCAGCUAGAGGUAGUUGAUGCCUAAUAUGUCAUUCAUAUGUCCUUCAAAAUUCAUUAGGUUAGCUCUGACACGUCUGGAGACCUUUUUUAUAUGUUUCUUAAAAUUUAAGUUAGAAUCAAAUACAAUGCCCAGAUACUUGAAAUACUCAACAAUAUUUAUUACCUCUCCUUUAACUAUAAUGUCAGGUUGAUGUGUGUUAUUUCUCUUGAUAGAAAUUUGCUGAUCAUGUAUUUGUAUUUGUAACUGAAUCUGAUGUAAGUUAUAAAUAUUUCCAUUUUACCCCAGGGACCACACAGAAGCUGAUGAAACAUCCUGUCAAGGUGUAUGGGUUAGUUGCACAGAAAGAAAGAGGAAGAAAGUUAGUCUAAUGAGAAGUAAGAAGUAAGAGUGGCACAGCAUGCAGGGAAGUGUCAUACCGAACUGAACAAAACACAAGUUAUUUGAGGAUAAACCAGCUAAACUGUCAUAUUUUGGAGUUUGGAAUUAGUUUGAAGAAACAAGAGGCUGAAAAACCUUCAUAUCAGGUAAACAGAGAUAGAAAUGUCUGAGCAUAUUUACGACAAUGACUCUGGUGAAAGUGAGCAAAUGGGAGAAAUAGUGUUAAAUGCAGCUGGAGAGAAUGAUGAGGCAGAGGAGAGGAUAGUGAUUAUCUAUGACAGCGCAGACAACCUCGGGGGUCACAACUCCAGUUUAAAUACAGGAAGAGCUGUAAAUCAGAGCACACCGGACCAGCAGCCAGGCUGGACUUCCUUCAGGGCUGUGGCUAUGUGCCUGGGUCUGCUCUGUAUUCUCCUCCUGGCUGCCAUUAUAGGUGUUGGACUCCACUGCAGAUUCACACAGCAGACACACAACACAAUCUGGGCUGAAAGGAGAAAGAAGACUUUAGUUGAGCUCAGUCAUUUCUGUAGGGAUGGGUGUAAGUCAUUCAACAACAGUUUUUACUACAUUUCCUCUAAAACAAAGAACUGGGAGGAGAGCAGACAGGACUGCAAAGACAGAGGAGCAGAUCUAGUCAUCAUAAACAGCAAAGAAGAACAGGCAUUUAUCAGUUCAUACUAUUACCACUGGAUUGGUUUGAAUGACAGAGAAGAGGAGGGAACAUGGAAAUGGGUGGAUGGUUCAGUUUUGAACAGCACAGGUAAUAUCAGGAUGUCACUUGUUUAAACAGGUUUUGGAGAAGUGAACCCAGUGGACAAGUGAAGCACUGUGUAAGCACUUCGAAUCGAGAGCUGAGCAACUGGAAUGCUUUUUACUGUACAUCCUCACGAAACUGGAUCUGUGAAAAACUUGACU
Messenger RNA from Thunnus maccoyii (southern bluefin tuna), 1611 nucleotides. RefSeq names its product natural killer cells antigen CD94-like. Bases 859 to 1482 code for a protein of 207 amino acids. The transcript has 6 exons. The record is from RefSeq and is a predicted model, not a curated record. Lineage: Eukaryota; Metazoa; Chordata; Actinopteri; Scombriformes; Scombridae.